AUGUCCACCACCAGCCACACGGCAGCUCCGUCCGGUGCCACUGAUGCCGUGCUGAAGCCGUCUGACCCUGUCCCUGACGGCGCUCGACAAGUGCAGGGCGUCGACUUCAACCACUAUGCAGCGCGCAGCAUCACCGUCGAGGAGCUCAUGGCCGGCUAUGCGCACAUGGGCUUCCAGGCCACGUCUGUCGCCGAAGCCGUGCGCAUCGUCAACGACAUGCGCGCAUGGCGCGACGCUGAAACUGGCGACAAGACGACCAUCUUCCUGGGAUACACGUCGAAUCUGAUCUCGUCGGGCCUGCGCGAGACGCUGCGCUAUCUCGUCGAGCACAGGCACGUCGCGGCCAUUGUCACGACCGCAGGCGGCGUCGAAGAGGACUUUAUCAAGUGCCUGGCGCCCACGUACCUGGGCGCCUUCUCCACCCCCGGCGCCGGCCUGCGCCAAAAGGGCAUGAACCGCAUCGGCAACCUCGUGGUGCCCAACAGCAACUACUGCGCCUUUGAGGACUGGGUCGUGCCCAUACUCGACCAGAUGCUGGCAGAGCAAGAAGCCAGCAAGACGACCGACGACCCGCUGCACUGGACCCCGAGCAAGGUCAUCCACCGUCUGGGCAGGGAGAUCAACGACGAGCGCUCCGUCUACUACUGGGCGUGGAAGAACGACAUCCCCGUCUUCUGCCCAGCGCUGACCGACGGCAGUCUCGGCGACAUGCUGUACUUCCACACGUUCAAGUCGUCGCCCGAGCAGCUGCGCAUCGACAUUGUCGAGGACAUUCGCAGGAUCAACACCAUCGCCGUCCGCGCAAAGCGGACAGGCAUGAUCGUCCUGGGGGGAGGCAUCGUCAAGCAUCACAUCGCCAACGCCAACCUCAUGCGCAACGGGGCCGAGAGCGCCGUCUACAUCAACACGGCGCAGGAGUUUGACGGCAGUGACGCGGGCGCCCGGCCAGACGAGGCCGUCAGCUGGGGGAAGAUCAAGCUGGACGGGGACAGUGUCAAGGUCUAUGCCGAGGCGACGGUCGUGUUUCCACUCAUUGUAGCCGCAACGUUUGCCAGAGUGCCCAAGACGGGAGAGGAAUCAUGA
Molecule: messenger RNA, 1083 nt
Organism: Cucurbitaria berberidis CBS 394.84
Lineage: Eukaryota; Fungi; Ascomycota; Dothideomycetes; Pleosporales; Cucurbitariaceae
Product: deoxyhypusine synthase
Exons: 2
Coding region: 1-1083 (360 amino acids)
Biological process (GO): peptidyl-hypusine biosynthetic process
Cellular component (GO): cytoplasm
Molecular function (GO): deoxyhypusine synthase activity
Source: RefSeq, a predicted model, not a curated record